AUGGCUCCCAACGCGAGCAACUCUAUAUAUCUCCAGUCGCCCAAUGCCAUCCCCCCGCGCACCUCUUCGACCGGCUACACCAUCCCUUCGCCCCCAGCUAAGUCUGUCCUUCGACCUGUUCCCGAGUCCGACUGGCUCGGUCAGAAUACCAACCAUCGGCCGCGAAACGGCUCUACCACCGCCAUCCCCUUAGCUGGCAUGCAUUCCACCGGACCCCAGGACCCCUCGCGCUUCACCACCCUAGACCUCAAUUACACUUCGAGAAAAACAUGGUCCGAAGAUAAGGAGAAGGUCUUGAUGGGUCCGUUCGAGUACCUGUUCGCCCACCCCGGGAAGGACAUCCGCACCCUCAUGGUGAAUUCCUUCAACGCCUGGCUCGAGGUGCCGCAGGAGAGCUUGGACGUUAUCACCAGGGUAGUCGGCAUGCUGCACACCGCAUCGCUGCUCGUGGACGACGUCGAGGACAACUCGGUCCUGAGGCGCGGCCUCCCCGUCGCACAUAACAUUUUCGGCACGGCCCAGACCAUCAACUCGGCCAACUACGUCUACUUCUGCGCCCUGCAAGAGCUGCAAAAGCUGAAAAAUCCGCGGGCGGUUAGCGUCUUCACCGAGGAACUGCUCAACCUCCACCGCGGCCAAGGCAUGGAUCUCUUCUGGCGAGACACGCUGACCUGCCCGACCGAGGAGGAGUACCUCGAGAUGGUGGGCAACAAGACGGGCGGGCUCUUCCGGUUGGCCAUCAAGCUGAUGCAGGCGGAGUCGGCGGCGGACAUCGACUGCGUGCCGCUGGUGAACCUGCUGGGCAUCCUCUUCCAGAUCCAGGACGACUACCGGAACCUGUCGAGCCCGGAGUACGGGCAGAACAAGGGCCACUGCGAGGACCUGACGGAGGGCAAGUUCUCGUUCCUCAUCAUCCACAGCGUCCGCUUCAGCCCGUCCAACUCGCAGCUGCUUAACAUCCUGCGGCAGAAGACGACGGACGGCGAGGUGAAGCGCUACGCGGUCAAGUACAUGGAGAACACGGGCAGCUUCGAGUACACGCGCAAGGUGGUGGCCACCCUGGUCGAGAGGGCCCGCCACGCCGCCGACGAGCUCGACGCCGGCCGCGGCAAGAGCGCCGGCAUCCAUAGCAUCCUGGACAAGCUCGUAGUAUAG
Molecule: messenger RNA, 1155 nt
Organism: Durotheca rogersii
Lineage: Eukaryota; Fungi; Ascomycota; Sordariomycetes; Xylariales; Xylariaceae
Product: isoprenoid synthase domain-containing protein
Exons: 1
Coding region: 1-1155 (384 amino acids)
Biological process (GO): isoprenoid biosynthetic process
Molecular function (GO): prenyltransferase activity
Source: RefSeq, a predicted model, not a curated record